Peronospora belbahrii is the source of this 909-nucleotide messenger RNA. The record is from the annotation of a GenBank genome assembly. Lineage: Eukaryota; Oomycota; Peronosporomycetes; Peronosporales; Peronosporaceae.
AUGAAGCAACACCACGAGAACCAACAGGAUGAAGAUUAUGACGCUGAGUCUGCUCGACAACAGACCGAGAACGAUGAGCUUGAAGAAGGCAUCUUUCGGUCGAUGAUUGACUCGAUCGGCUGGAUCGUGAAGGUUCAGAAGGAAGCGUUUUUCCCUGUGUUCAAGGCGCACUUGUUGACAUUCGUGACGCCGCUAUUGGAACAGAAGACGGUGUCGAUGCUGCGCGGUCAGGCUAUCUGCAUGAUUGAUGAUAUCAUUGAGCACUGCGAUACUUCUGCCCAGGAGCUGCUGCCACUGUUUCUGAACCACCUUGUUCAGGGUCUUGAGGAUCAGAGUCCGUCAGUAAUCCAAGCGUCAGCUUACGGUAUUGGUGUCAGUGCUGAGAAGUGUGGCGCUGCCUUCGAUCCCUUCUGUCAGAAUGCGCUUGAGAAGAUGGUGCACUUGAUUAACGUCUCAACGAACGUGGAUGAUGACGAAGUUGGUGCGGCGUGUGACAACGCUAUUAGCGCUGUGGCCAAGAUCUGUUUGGCUCGCGAAGGUGCUGUAGACGCUGCCAAAAUGUGGCCCAUGUGGCUCAGCUGGCUGCCACUUCGUACGGAUGUGCUUGAAGCGCAGGAGGUGCAUGCUCGACUAAUUUCAUUGGUGAGCAGCGGCAAUGCUCAUGUGCUUGGCGCCAAUUACUCUAACCUCGUCCAGAUCCUGAAGGUGUUCGCAUCAGCACUUCUAUUCGACAUGGCGGCGGAGGAGGACGCCGCAGAGGACGAGGAGGUGUCGACUAUUUCAGAGGAGUCAAAGCCGAAACUCCGUGAAUUGCUGGUCAAGUUGCAAUCUCAGCUGCCUGUUUCAGUGGUGCAGAAUGCCUGGUCGAAACUUAGCGGUGAUGAGCAGCAGGCUCUGUCUCAGCUGUAA